AUGGCAGACUUUGCAUCAAGACGGCAACAGAAUAUCAAGCAGAAUGAGAUUCUUCUCAGCGAACUCAAGAAUCCCGUGCCCAAAGUCGAGCAUCAAUCCAAGCCUGCCAGCAAAAGCGUUAAACGUAGGGCCACUUCACCACGCGCGCCUACAAGGCAAUCCAGGCGAAUAGCAGAAGCCAGCACGAAAGCGAAUUACAAUGAAGAACAAGAUGAUGAACCUGUAUCACAGAAAUCUUCCAGAACUAGAAAGAGGAGUCGGAAAGUCUACAACAAUGCCGUGCAACCAACAACUUCAGAUUCAGACUCAGAACCUCAACCUCGCAAAGACGUCAAAUCCAUAAUAGACGGGUGGACGAGAUGGAAGCCGGAAGCUGAUGAGCCGGCGCGCGAUGCUUCUGGAGUAUUCCAUUUUGAUUCUCAUCCCGACUUCCGGCCCAACAAAUCCCCAGAAGAGAUUAUCCGUGAAGGAAGCUUUGGUGGCUCUUACUGGCGACCUUUAUUCUCCAAGCAUCUUGGAAUCACUAUACAAGAUGAUUGGAGAGAAUUACCAUCCUCGUGGACUGCAGGGUUGAACGUGGAUGAAUAUCUCACCAGCGACACAUACAACCCCGAGAUAAACAAAUACGGCGUCGCUUGCGGGCAAAGCAUUGAAGAAUGGGAAGCAGCUGGCUGGAUCGCACACGAGUAUGACGUUCGGGGUUGGUUUCAGUGGUAUUGCCGGUUCUGGAUGGGUCGUCGAUGUUCAGAUGAUGAGCGCCAGAUCAGUCGUUGGAAGAAGUGCGUUGGUGAGACGGGCCGAUGGCGACGGAUAUUGCUCAAGAAAUACGUGGCUUUGGGGAUACGCACGGUGUUCGCGGAUGAUGGGAGAGAUGAAGAUGAGGUUGAUGUGAGUCCUGUGGUGCAUCAGACGUGUCAUCACUGGGCAUAUGAAGUUCGACAGGACGCUUUGGAGAGAUUCUGGGCUGAUGGGAGAUGA
Messenger RNA from Fusarium subglutinans, 978 nucleotides. Its product is annotated as vegetatible incompatibility het-E-1. The coding region runs from base 1 to 978 and encodes 325 amino acids. The transcript has a single exon. Lineage: Eukaryota; Fungi; Ascomycota; Sordariomycetes; Hypocreales; Nectriaceae. The record is from RefSeq and is a predicted model, not a curated record.